AGUUGGCGAGGAUAAUGGAACGACCCUUCCUCAUAUACAAUAAUUUAGUAAACCUCGUUUAGUUGACAGGAAUAGGGUAUACGAUACAAUAAAUUUUGUUUAAAAUUGCCAAACUUGACGUAAGAAAAGACGCCCUAAUGACAGCCAUGAAGAACAACUUGAAUAUCGAAUGGGGAAACAGUUCAAUUUAGCAACAAGAAACCUUGGCUGCGACUAGAAGCUGAAGAGUAACGUCAUUGUAUUUAAAAAAUGGUAAAAAAAAUGGAUACAUCAAAGUACGAUCUACAUCAGUCGGCAAAGUAUUGAAAUUUUAAUGUCAUAUUUUGUUAUAUUCUAUUAACCAUGAACUUUUUACAAUUUUUAUAUGUUUGUUACCUGUUUUUGCAGAGGUACACUCUCUUUCACUUUGGGAAUGAUCAAACGAUUACGAAUCCGCAAACUUAUGCCAUCACGUUUGAAGCUCCACACAAUACUCCGAACACCGAUCUGAAGCUGAGACAUCCAUUCGAAGAUAUAACGCUAUAUAAUGUGUACACGACUAUUUAUAUGAGAUGUCCUAUCUGCCUACACAUUGCAAAGGAGAUUAAUCACGUUAUAGAAGUUAAUUUAGACGAGGCCACGGACCCUUUAGAAGAAAUAAAAAUCAUAAGUGACUUGCUCAAGGAAUUUUGUCCAACUCAUUUUGACAGUUCCAAAAUAAGGAAAGCUGUACUGAAAUGUGGCGGCUUGUUCACUCUGCUGAAGUAUGGCAGUCAUGGUUUGGACGAAAAGUGGAACACGAUGUUGAAGGGAAUAUGCUAUCGCUACGUAAAUCAUAUUAACGUUCACAAUCUUUAUCAUAAAGUGAUAGAAAAACAAUUCCCCAUGGGCCACAUGCUAUGCAGAAGCGGAGGAGUGUUUAGAGACUGCGCCAACGUCGACAUCGACAUCGACGGUUGCUAAACGUCUUUGAUCAAAUUGACUGUACUUGUAUUUCUACAUGUAAUAUUAAAAAG
This is a messenger RNA of Photinus pyralis (common eastern firefly), 995 nucleotides long. RefSeq lists its product as uncharacterized. The transcript has 6 exons. Bases 343 to 942 code for a protein of 199 amino acids. NCBI's taxonomy places the organism in Eukaryota, Metazoa, Arthropoda, Insecta, Coleoptera, Lampyridae. The record is from RefSeq and is a predicted model, not a curated record.